AUGGUGUUCAGUAAAUUUUCAAAGUUUUUUUCAUCCACAGCAUUGAGUUUUACGAACCCAAAGGCUUCAGUUUCGUAUAAACCAUCCGGUUUGCCUCCUAUUCCUGGUUCUCACCAUAAUUUUACCUAUUCGAGCCCUAAGAAGGCUAAUUUGAGAUUUUCAUCAUCCCUUCAAGAUUUGUCCACUUAUUACCAAGUUGAUCCAGAAAAUGGUCUUAGUCCAGGAUUAGAAAGUAGCCCAAGCCAUGCUGUACCACAAAAGUUUUUGCAGCAAGAAAAUGGCACAUCAAGUUUUUCCAAAGAAAAGCCUGUUUCAUCAACAAGGAAAAGCUGUCUGCGAGUUUUCUAUGUUCUUUGUCUAUUGUUAUUUGCCUGUCUUUGUUUGGGGUCGGUAAUUUUGUACGCGAACUGGACUAGUGGAUCAUCCAAUUAUUAUGUGGUGCUCGACUGUGGGAGCACGGGGACUCGCGUUUACGUGUACCAGGCAUCAAUCAAUGACAGAAAAGAUGACCGUUUUCCUAUUUUGGUAAAAUCACUGCCUGAGAGUUUCAAGAGUAAAUCCGGUUCGCAGAUAGGGCGUGCUUACAACAGAAUGGAGACCGAGCCCGGAUUUGACAAAUUGGUACACAAUACAUCCGGUAUGAGAAAAGUAAUUAAGCCCCUCAUUAAAUGGGCCGAGAAGCAAAUACCAAAAAAGUCGCAUAAGUCAACCUCUCUCUUUCUAUAUGCUACAGCUGGAGUUCGCAGGCUACCGCCUGCAGACUCCAAUUGGCUUCUUGAUAAUGCGUGGUCGAUUUUAAAGACUUCACAUUUUAUGUGCAAAAGGGAGUGGGUAAAAACUAUCACGGGCAUGGAAGAAGCUUAUUACGGAUGGAUUUCUCUGAAUUAUCAUACGGGUGUUUUGGGGUCUAUCCCAAGGAUGGAAACAUAUGGUGCGCUUGACUUGGGUGGCUCAUCGUUGCAGGUCACUUUUGAAAAUAAUCUUAGUAGCCAUGAGGAAAGCAGCUUAAAGCUCAGCAUUGGAUCUGUAAACAAUCAGCUGAGUGCUUAUUCUUUAUCUGGAUAUGGACUCAAUGACGCAUUUGAUAAAUCUGUGGCACACCUUCUUAAAAAUCUUCCUCACAUCAAUAAUGCAGAUUUAUUAACUGGAAGAACUGAAAUCGAACACCCAUGUUUGCAUACUGGUUACAAAGAGCAGUACUCGUGCUCACAAUGUUCAUCCGUUGGGCUAAAAGAUGGAAAUUCUCCUUCUGAGGGGAAAAGCAUAAAUGAAAAAGGGAAAAAACCUGGGGUUUCUGUUAAGCUUAUAGGUAACCCAAAAUGGGAUGAAUGUACUGCUCUGGCAAAAGUCGCUGUUAAUCUAUCCGAAUGGUCAAAUCUUGAGCCGGGACUCGAUUGUGAGCUACAGCCAUGUGCCCUUGCCGAAAAUCUACCCCGUCCGAAAGGCCAAUUUUAUGCUAUGUCUGGGUUUUAUGUUGUGUACCGUUUUUUCAACCUGACCCCGGUUGCCUCCUUGGAUGAUGUCCUGGAAAAGGGCCGUGAAUUUUGCGGAAAGAAUUGGGAUGUUGCGAGAAAAAGUGUCGUCGCUCAGCCUUUUAUUGAGCAAUACUGCUUUAGGGCACCGUACAUUGCUCUUCUCCUUAGGGAAGGGUUGCAUAUUAGUGAUAGCAAUGUUAUUGUCGGCUCUGGUAGCAUCACUUGGACUCUUGGGGUGGCUUUGUCUGAGGCUGGGAAGGCUUUUUUUCCUCAUAGAUUUUAUGGGUACCCAAUUUUUAUGGUUAGGAUGAGUCCAUUUGUUGUGCUUGGGGUUUUGUUUGCUUCAUUGUUUGUGUUGGUGUGUGCGAUUUCCUACGUUGGCAAUUGGUGGGUACCCAAUCUUUUCCGGAGGGCUUAUGUCCCACUCUUCAGGCAUAACAGCGGGGCCACUAAUUCAGUGCUCAAUAUCCCGUCUCCUUUCAGAUUUCAGCGCUGGAGCCCUAUCAAUGCAGGUGAUGGAAGAGUUAAGAUGCCACUGAGCCCUACAGUUGCGGCCACUCCUCAACAAAGACCGUUUGAUAGCAGACUCAAUUUUGGUGGUGGGGGCAUUCAGUUUGCUGAAUCAUCAUCAUUUUACUCUUCAUCUAGUAGUGCAGCACAUAGUUAUUCGUCAGGCAGCUUAGGACAGAUGCAGCAGUUUGACCAUAAUGCCCUCGGUCCUUUUUGGACGCCCCACAGAGGCCAAAUGCGUCUCCAGAGUAGGAGAUCACAAUCUCGGGAGGAUCUCAAUUCUUCGCUUGCUGAGGCUCACUUGGCAAAGGUCUAA
Messenger RNA from Striga hermonthica, 2301 nucleotides. NCBI's taxonomy places the organism in Eukaryota, Viridiplantae, Streptophyta, Magnoliopsida, Lamiales, Orobanchaceae. The record is from the annotation of a GenBank genome assembly.